Messenger RNA from Danio rerio (zebrafish), 4893 nucleotides. The record is from RefSeq and is a predicted model, not a curated record. Lineage: Eukaryota; Metazoa; Chordata; Actinopteri; Cypriniformes; Danionidae.
UCAUGGGGACGGUAUGAGAGCGAGGCCGCUGGUGGAGCUCGCAGCUCUUUCCUGCUGUUGAGAGGGAGGUGCUCGAUCUGGCCCCGCUGCUCUCAACCUUCUCCGAGACGGAUGAUCAGAACAGAAAGGGCCGUCAGAAUCUGUGAAUAUUUUACUUUACAACAGUCACCGCGUUUACAGUGACCCUGGGAUUUCUAGUCGACGCAGCUCCAUGGUGACCCGAUACUGAUUUUAAAGAGGAGGGCAUUCACUGGUUCAGGACUCUUGCUGCACAAGCAGGACUGAAAGAUGUGCAAUGGAAUGGUAGCGUGUGAGACGAGAGCCUCGCUCGCUCACGGGGUGGCCUCCACAUCCCUGCUCCUCCUCCUCGCCAUGCUCCCCACAGGCCAAGCUUCAGGUUGUCCCAGACCCACAGUUGUGCCUCAUGGCCGUGGUAACCUGACGGAAAUGAACCGUGGCUCCUUCUCUGUUGGCACGCUGCUCCAGUACAGUUGUGAUCCAGGAUACACGUUGGACGGCGUAAGCAUGAUCUCAUGCACCGUCACUGGCCAAUGGUCCUCUAACCCACCUCGCUGCAUCAAAAAUGAUGGUAUGUAUGAUGUCUGCCAGCCACCAAGUGAGCCAGAAAACGGAGGGUACAACUGCCACCCGUCGCCAUGCCACAGACUGACCCAGGGUACCGUGAUUGAGUACUUUUGUGAUGAGGGUUACAUCCUGAAAGGAGGCUAUCAGUUCCGAACCUGUGAAAGCGGAGAGUGGAAUUCGCCCAUGCAGAUCAGCUGUCACCCUGUGCAAGGGGAGGAGCAGCACUCUUCAUUGCCCAUGCCAGCUCUCUCUAUUGUGGCCUCUACUGCUAGUUCUGUUGCCCUCAUCCUUCUGCUGGUGGUGCUGUUUGUUUUGCUUCAGCCAAAACUCAAGUCCUUCCAUCACAGCCGCCGGGAGCAGGGUGUGUCAGGACAGCACUCCUCCAUGAUGGUGGGGGGUGUUCAGGUGUCGCUGCCCUCCUAUGAAGAGGCUGUGUACGGGGCGGGCGGCACUUCUGUACCUCCUCCAGAGUCGCGGGUGCAGAUCGUGCUGUCGGAGGGCCCUCAAGCUGAGGCUUUGCAUGAACCUCUGGAACAGGCUCAGGCGAGCUACAGUUUCCCUUCCACCUCCGCUGCUGCGAGCUCUUGUCACGCAGAGACUGUACUGGUUCACCAGGUGGCCUGUUCCUCCUCUCCCUCCUCCUCUUCCUCUCCCUCCUGGGCUGUUGAGCAGCCUGGUGCCGCUGCGCCUCUCCACCGCCAGCAAAGCAGCGAGAGCAGCGACCAGCACAGCCUGCUUUCAGUCACCUCUGCUGAAGACUAUGGCGAUGAUAUUCCAUUGCUAAAGGAAGCCUGAGUCUGUGUGCAUUCGCCCCUCUCUCUGUCAUCGCUGGCCAGGACUAUAAAACCCUUAAAAGCUUCUCACCAAACACUCGCCCUUCCCACAGCCACCUGAAAUGCGACCCGUCAGCUGUCCCUCAGCCAACAAAAUUGCCCGCCUUGGGGGUCUGCAAGCUAUGGGGUCCAACAGCUCUCUACACCGGACGACCCUUUAAAGGGAUGCGCAAAUGCUCAAGUUUAACACGUUGCACCUUUUCUUGCAGGUGUGCUCAUAAUCAGUUGCACUCACAGGCUUACCUCGUCACGGCGAGGAUUCGCUAAUUACAAACGAAUGCAUUCAGAUUACGUGAUGGACGUCCGCUCCGUCAAUGACUGUGACCUCUUGCGAAAGAGAGAGUUCAGCAAGGAUUUGCUAAGUCAGGCCCUUUUCUCUUUGAUGCUGCAUGUUCUGUGCAAUUUUUUUACAUUUUCUUUUCUGUUUCUACACGCGCGUACACACAGGAGCACGGCAUCAAAGCAUGACACACGGCACCAUCUCCACGCUUUGACCUUGUGCGAGACGCAGGGUUAAACCCAUUUGCAUUGUACUGCAUUCAAAUACAUGCUUGCCUUUUUUUAUUUGUCCAGAUGUACCUGUGCUGUGCUCUGCGUGUGUGUAUGUGUGUUUCUGAUGCCUGUGUGACUGUGGCUGUUGUGAUUCGAAGAGGGCUGAAGCAUCACCUAGGCUUUUUUUGUCCCCAAAAUAGGAAACCUUUUUGGAUACCUCCAUCUUUUUAUAAUUGAAAUGUUAUUUAAGUAGAAUGGAUGUUCCUCGUCUACAUGUCUGUUCGUCUAAAGUGAGGGAGAUAAACUUCUGAGAUCAAGGAGAAAUAGUUUGAUCUUAUUUCUUAAUUUGAAAGCAAGUAUGUCUCCCUCAUGUUUAUGUGUUGCACGCACAAGUAAAAAAAAAAGCAAUUUUCUUUUUUUAAUCACUUUUAUGUUCAUUUUCCAGAAGGACUUUGGUGGAUUGCGGAGAAGGUCUAUUGCUGAGCUGUACAUUAUGAGCUUUGACUAAUACCAUUUGUUUUAUAAUUUAAGGAAGUUUAAUUCACUUUUAAUUUGUGGAACUAAAAUGAAACCACACAUGUGGCGGAUAUUUUAAAGAUCACUGUCAAGGAUAGAAGCAUCCUUCGCUUUUUUAGUUUUUUAGUGCCAUCUGUUCUUGAGAUGGUAUUUGAAAAGAGAGUUAAUCAGAUAUGCCAUCAGAAAUGGGUUGUACAUUGUUUUAAUGCACCGUGAAUCAGAUUUUGCACCAUUUUGCAUCUUUUGAAAAAGUUGAGCCGAUUGGAAUGUCAUCACUUAAUUGAAUGGGUGUUAUUAGUGGUUAUCAGCUAAUAGAUAUGGGCCAGUUGGGGCCUUCUGUGCUUACUGGUAGGCUCAGAAGUCUCUUAUGAUUAAUCAGCGAUAUAUCAUAUGACUGUAAUUAAUGAGAAUCAUUUAUAUUAUUUAUUAAAUUUCCCAUUAAUUGUAUUUAAUUAACGUCUCCCCCAUCCCUAAAUCCUACCAUCACAGUAAUUUAAAAACAGAUCUAGAUCUGGAGUCUUCACUACUAUUAUAACUGAUAAACCACAAGAAUUAUUUAUGUUAUUCUUAAAAUUUCCCAUUAAAUUGCAGCACGGUGGCGCAGUAGGUAGCACGAUCGCUUCACAGCAAGAAGGUCGCUGGUUCGAGCCCCAGCUGGGUCAGUUGGCAUUUCUGUGUGGAGUUUGCAUGUUCUCUCUGUGUUCAUGUGGGUUUCCUCCAGGUGCUCUGGAUUCCCCCACAGUCCAAAGACAUGCGCUGUAGGUGAAUUAAAAUAUUCUGUAGUGUAUGUGAGUGUGUGCAAGAGUGUGUAUGGGUGUUUCCCAGUGUUGGGUUGCGGCUGGACGGGCAUCUGCUGUGUAAAACAUCUGCUGGAUAAGUUGGCGGUUCAUUCCGCUGUGGCGAUCUCUGAUUAAUAAAGGGACUAAGCCGAAAAGAAAAUGAAUGAAUGUAAUUUCCCAUUAAUUGUAUUUUAUUAUCGCCUACCCCAACCCUAAACCCAACCGUUUCAGUAAUGUAAAAACAGAUCUUGAUGUGGAGUCUUCUCUAUAUUAGUAUAGCGGGUUAACCAUGUGGAUGGAUAAUAACAGCCUUCUGAGCCUACCAGUAGGUGUAGAAGGACCCUACUGGCCCAAAUCUAUCAGCUGAUAACGCCUAUUCAAUUGAGUAAAUCGGGUAAAAAGUUAGCUGUUGACUUGGAAAAAUCUGGUGAUUUAGGAUUUAUAUUUGUGUUUGAGCAACAACGAAUUCUACCAAAUUAAAAAUCCAAAUGUCAUUUUCAGCAUUUGUUUUUUUUCAGAGAAGUAACCAGAAAAUAAUUUUUCAGACAUAUUUAUAUUAACGUCUCGACGUUUAAAGAGUUAAGAAGUCAAUAUUUGGUGCAAUAAGCCUGGAUUUUUAAUCGAAACAAAAAAAAAAAUAAUUUGUUGUUCUGAUUAACUCUCUUUUUUAAAAUUACUAUUUUUUUAUUUGAACUUUUAAGAAAAUCAGUCCAGGAUACUUAAACCCAUAACUAAUAAAUCCAAUUAAUCCACAAAAACUGAGAUUUUAUAAGAAUUUAAAUUAUUUCUGUUUUAAUUUCAAAACAGCUGCAGAAAAUGGCCUUGUUCUUCACUCGUGAUGUUCUUUUGGCAAACGUACAUUUGAAAAACCAAUGAAUCUUUUGUUUAAGAUGCUUUUUCUUCGUGUUUUACAUCCUUGUCCAUUGGACUUUGCCACUUCGUAUGUAUAUUCCCUUGUGUUUGGUGCGAGAUUCUGAUGUUUAUCAUCAUGCAUCAAAUAUAUAUAUAUUUUGUGUGUCUGACUUUGGAGAGAGAGAGAGAGAGAGAGAGAGAGAGAGAGAGAGAGAGAGAGGGCAAAUUUGCCUGUCUGCACAUCCUCAGUUGAGUGUUCCUGGCUUGUUUCUGUAUAUUGAUUUUUUUUUUUUUGGUUUUGUUCAUGCAAACUGAAGGCAAGAUAUUACUGCUGCCUUAAAACUUGUACAUUUCAUACAUUUCUCACUUUGUAAUCAUGUGUUUCUACCAUCUCACUGGCUUUAUGGUAAUUUGUCUUCAGUUUCCUUAUGGCCUUACUUUUUGUUUUCUAUGCAUAAACAUUGUCUUGUUGAUUUCCAGACGUAGGGUCUUACUCCUUUGGAGGAUGUGACAUAAGAUUGUCUACACGUACUUCCUCAGAUGCGUUUUUAUUUUCCAGUGAACAUGAAAGUUGUUUAGUUUAAAAAAAAAAGGAUGCAAGUUUAAAAAAGGAUAUCCAGGAUGUGUGUGAAACACUGUUGUACGGUGUUUUUUCUGCAAAUGUAAUUUAAGUUGACUCAUCCACUCAGCUCCCCAUCCCUCAUUACACUUCUUUUGGUUUUCCUCUGUACAUUGCUGUGGGUGUGAAAAUAGUAUUUUAAUAUUUGUAUAAAGUUUAAUUUAAUUCUACAGUGUGUAUAUAACUAUUUCUAAUUAAAGCUUUCAUUUGAAGUGCA